Molecule: messenger RNA, 8524 nt
Organism: Gallus gallus (chicken)
Lineage: Eukaryota; Metazoa; Chordata; Aves; Galliformes; Phasianidae
Gene: PCSK2
Product: proprotein convertase subtilisin/kexin type 2
Exons: 12
Coding region: 3676-5466 (596 amino acids)
Biological process (GO): protein processing
Cellular component (GO): Golgi membrane; trans-Golgi network
Molecular function (GO): serine-type endopeptidase activity
Source: RefSeq, a predicted model, not a curated record
UACUAUUUUAGAAUAAUUUAGUAUAGGGGAAGAAUCUCUGGAAAUGAGACACAAAACCCAGAGGAGUUCUUCAGGGAUGCUGUGUUAAAGGGUACAGUAGGACAGAGACUGCACAUGAAGCCUAGGCAGAGAGAAGACCCCUUUGAACAGGACAGAGCUAUCCUGUCUGUUCUUGCUUGCUGUGUGUGCCAUAAUUUGCUCGUGAGACAUAUGGGAAAUAGAGCCCUGAAGCAAGUCAGUGCCAUCUGAUGGGAAAGAUAAGCCUGGGAACUAAGGUUCCUCUUUGGGUUUGCAUUGCAUUUGUCACUUCUUAAAUCUAGAGACAGGCUGUGAGUACUGGAAAUCACUGUGUCAAGGUAAAAUAGUGAUCCCGCUGAUGGCUUUAGUCAAUAUUUUGUUAGUGUUUAUUGGUGCUUUAUAAUACAUUUGCUGCAAACAUAAACUCCUGGCUAGAUUGUACCUUUUUUCCCCGCCGUUGUGUCUCUCCGAGGUGGAACAGACGCUACUGGUUUAGGUAAGGGACACAGCUGGAGUUUAGUCUUUCCGUGGCUUCUUUUCUUUAAACUGCUGCACUGCUGUGAGCUGAUCUUGAUGUCCUGUGCUUUUAGACAGACAAAAUUAGAUCUGAUGCCACUGUGCAUUUUCCAAUACAAGACUGACAAGGAAAUGCACCUGGACCUUCUCUGUCAAGCAGACAAAGUGGGAUGGACAUCCACUCCAAGGGAGCUGCUUGCUACCCUGAUCUGUGCCUGUGGGGAAGAGGGUAUCCUAUGACUGCUUUUCCUUCUUGGAGCAGAUCUGCUGCUGGAGGCUCAGCAGUGUACUGUGCCUUUUGUUUCCCUUUUGUCUCUUUCUCUAUUGCGUGGUACAUCACCUGAGUCCUCAUUAGGAGCAGUUGUUUGCUGACAGGCUGUAACAGAGUUCAGCAGCCCAGAAGCAAUGCAAGCAGGGUAGAAUCCUAGAUGCCUAUUUGCAGCCCCUUUUCUUGAGGGCUGCAUCUAGGACAGCACGAAGUAAAUUUCCUGCAUGAGAAAGAUUGCAUAUGAAAGGAGGGGAGUGCAGGAAGACUGCGGACCACGAGUUUAUCUUAUUUUUAUUUCAGUACUAAUUGCACCUGUACUGCUCUGUUGCAGCAGUAAUCUGAUAAAAGCAGAGAUCCUAGCCAUUUCCCUUUCUAGAUAAGCCUCUUCCAUUUAAAGAGUUAUUUUCUUUGCUCCACUUAGUUGAACACUGAAACUUCCAAAGUAAUUUUCUGGUCCUCAUUCUUUUCUGGAAGGAGGUAAAGUACUUCAUGAGGGCAGUUGCAAAGCUGAAGAAAAGGUUGGCACAGAUUGACAGAUAAGGGCUUGCUCUCCUUGCUAUGUUCAAUUAGUGAUUCUGUUUUUGCUUGUGUCUUUUUCACCAGUAAUUUUAUACAGGUCAUUACGUUACACAGUUCUUGAAUUUCUCAGUGUCUGUUUUAUUUAUGCAUCAAGGCAAUAGUAGGCCUAUUUCUUAUUGCUCUUAAUGAUCCUUCUUACUUGAAAAUUAAAGUGCUUUCCAGUAAUUAGUAAUCUUACAUAAUUGCUAGUUUUUGAGUGAGGGCAGGAAGCUUUGUUUCCUUCUUACAAAAAGAGCCACAAGUUUGAGUGAAUUAUUCACCCAUGUUUUGUGCACAGUCUGCUGCUGAAAUAGGAUUCUACUCCAAUUCAGUUCCAGCUUUACAGUGAACGUAUUACAGAGUAAGCUACUGCUGGUGGAUCUUCAGGGCUUGUGGUGCAUGUGAGCCCUUUGGUUUUCAUUUCACAUUGUUACGUGCAGUAUUUAUGCAGUCAUGCUGAACUCCAAAGCAGAAUUGAGCUCCCAGAGAACCUAAUGGCAGGAAAAGAAACCCCAGCUAUCAAGUUCCAGCAUCCUGGCAUUUGGAGUUUUGAGUCAGUCACAGGAUUCUGUUGAACGUGAAACACUUCAGUGGCUGCUUGCUUUAUUCAUGGAUUUCAUUGCAAAACCCUCAUCAAUGCAUGCACCUUCUUAGGCACUUUGCUGGCAUCUGACUUUCCCUGCCUCCCUAUAUUUUAAAGAUUUACUGAAGAGUUUAGAUUCUUCCUGCACAUUGCUAUUUUUGCUGUUAUUCACAACUCAUGGUGUUUGAUCAUGCCAUGUUUCAGUUCUUGCCUAGCUUAGCCCCCUUCUUGUCUGUCCACCCACAGCUUCACUGAAGGAGUACAAAAACUGCCAACUGUGAAACAACUGAGUUUCCUGAAGAUUACUUGGAUAUUUAUUAGAGUGGUGAGGCCCUGGCCUCCCUGGAGGUGCCCCAGGCCAGGUUGGAUGGGCCCUGGGAAGCCUGAGCUGGUGAGAGGCAGCCAGCCCAUGGCAGGGGUUGGGGCUGGGUGGUUUUUGAGGUCACUUCCAACCCAAGCUAUUCUAUGGUCUAUGGAAGGAGCAGAAUAAUCAGUUAAGUGCUUCAAGACUACCUGUGAUUUUGUCCGUGGAUCUGGUUGCUUCCAUGUGAUACUGUUAUUGCUUUCCCGUGUGGUUAUACUUUAAUACACUGACUAUAAAGUUUUACUGUAUGGUAUAUUUCCUCAUUCUAGUUGGUACUAAUCCUACACCAAAAAUGAAUGAGUACGUGUCAUGUAUCUUCACUAUCCUUCCAGAUAUCUCCAAUAUUGCUGAGAGUCUUCCUUAAUGGAAGAACAUAGAGAUCGAUAUUUGCCUGGAAUGGAUUUGAGUGUUCGAUACUGAGACAGGAAGAAGGAAAGCAGCCUGGUUUCACUGAGAGAGUUAGAGGGGAAAUUGGGCCACAGCUUCUGAUGGAUGUUAAUGGUUAGCACAGCUAGUUGUAUUUCAAGCUGUAACUGAUCUGGCUACUUAGAUUUGCUUUUUUUUCUGCUUAUUUUUGGGGUGUUAUAUAUCCUAUGUGAAAGAAGAGCCAUUUUCUCAAGAGCCGGAUCCGUUGACAAACUCUGCAUCAUAAAAUCAACUUAUUAUCCAUUUUGUGAAGUUACCAGAUCUAAACUUUCAAAACAUGAAAUGUGAAUCCGUUUAUUAAAAAAUUAGCUAAGACUGAACAGAAUUGGAGCCUUAAGAGGCACAGCUAUGAGGGAGGACUUCUGUGGCCACUGAUGUGAGCCUUUUGUAGUCUUGUUUCUCCUUCAGAUUCAGCUGUGUUGUUCUGCACGUGUGUAUGAAGCUGAUACAAGAUAUUCUGGUUAUUUGCCCAGAAAAGCUCUUCAGACAGAGCUGAGACUCAGCUCCAAGGGACCACAAUGAUUUUGAUGAAAUCUGCUUAACCUGCAGUUAGAAGGAGGUCUUUGUAUCAGAACAGAAUGCUUUGAAUUUUUUUUCUUAAAGUUCCUUUGCAUUAUUGUAUCACACACAGUGGGAUUUUAAAAGUAAAAAUGGAUCGCUUUGAUUUCAUUGACACAGACUGUUUGAAAUAGCUUAAAAAGAAGACUUUGCAGGAAAAAAAAAAGUUAAAUCUCAGUCAUUUUUGAAAUGUGACCAAAUUUUAAACUUUCAGAAUUCCCUGAGAAACUUACAUUCCCACAUUACUCCACACAAAUGCCAAAAUACAUUUGCAGAACUGCAACAGAUACUGUGAUAAAUGUAAUGAAACAGGAAAUACUGUCAUAGCAGGAAAACUAUAUCUGUGAAUUGCAUGUACCCGUAUACAGGUAUGGAGUCUCAUUUAUGACGACAGGAUCCUGCUGCCCUUAUUCAUCCCAGGAUCUGGCAGUUAUGCUCCCUUUUCUAGAUACUGGUUACUACUUCUAUCACAAUGGCAUUGCCAAGGCCAGAAGACGACGAAGUUUUCAACAUAAGCUUCAUCUGGAAAAGGAUUCCAGGGUCAAGAAGGCUGUGCAGCAGGAAGGUUUUAGCAGAAGAAAACGAGGAUAUAGAGACAUCAAUGACAUUGACAUCAACAUGAAUGAUCCUUUAUUUACAAAGCAGUGGUACUUGAUUAACACUGGUCAAGCAGAUGGGACACCUGGACUUGAUCUUAACGUAGCUGAGGCGUGGGAGCUGGGAUACACAGGGAAAGGAGUUACCAUAGGAAUUAUGGAUGAUGGAAUUGAUUAUCUGCAUCCUGAUCUUGCCUCCAAUUAUAAUGCCCAAGCUAGCUACGAUUUCAGCAGUAAUGAUCCCUACCCCUACCCCCGCUAUACAGAUGACUGGUUCAACAGCCAUGGGACCCGAUGUGCUGGAGAGGUGUCUGCAGCUGCCAACAACAACAUCUGUGGCGUGGGAGUCGCCUACAACUCCAAGGUGGCAGGUAUUCGGAUGCUCGACCAGCCAUUUAUGACAGACAUUAUUGAGGCUUCCUCUAUCAGUCAUAUGCCUCAGGUCAUAGAUAUCUACAGUGCCAGCUGGGGACCAACUGAUAAUGGAAAGACUGUGGAUGGACCUAGAGAGCUAACACUACAAGCGAUGGCGGACGGAGUGAACAAGGGCCGGGGAGGGAAAGGAAGCAUCUACGUCUGGGCUUCCGGAGAUGGGGGCAGCUACGAUGACUGCAACUGUGAUGGUUAUGCAUCAAGUAUGUGGACAAUUUCCAUCAAUUCUGCAAUAAAUGAUGGACGGACAGCUCUGUAUGAUGAAAGCUGCUCUUCAACCCUAGCCUCCACAUUCAGUAACGGGAGGAAGAGAAAUCCAGAGGCUGGUGUGGCUACAACAGACUUGUAUGGCAACUGCACCCUGCGUCACUCAGGAACGUCUGCAGCUGCCCCUGAAGCAGCAGGAGUGUUCGCCUUGGCCCUAGAGGCUAACUUGGAUCUAACCUGGAGAGACAUGCAGCAUCUGACAGUUCUCACCUCCAAAAGGAACCAACUUCAUGACGAAGUUCAUCGGUGGCGUAGGAAUGGUGUUGGGCUGGAAUUCAAUCAUUUAUUUGGCUAUGGUGUCCUAGAUGCAGGAGCAAUGGUUAAGAUGGCAAAAGACUGGAAGACUGUUCCUGAGAGAUUCCACUGCGUUGGGGGGUCAAUACAGGAACCUGAAAAGAUACCACCAAGUGGCAAGCUGGUCCUCACGCUUACAACUGAUGCUUGUGAAGGGAAGGAGAAUUUUGUACGUUACCUUGAACACGUCCAAGCAGUUAUAACUGUGAAUUCAACUCGGCGAGGAGACCUCAACAUCAACAUGACCUCGCCGAUGGGAACCAAGUCCAUCCUACUGAGCCGACGUCCAAGGGAUGAUGAUUCCAAGGUGGGUUUUGACAAAUGGCCUUUCAUGACCACACACACUUGGGGAGAAGACCCCCGAGGCACCUGGGUUCUAGAGAUUGGGUUUGUUGGCGGUGUGCCGCAGCGGGGUGUGUUGAAGGAGUGGACACUGAUGCUGCAUGGGACCCAGAGUGCACCAUACAUAGACCAAAUAGUAAAAGAUUAUCAGUCCAAACUGGCCAUGUCCAAGAAGGAAGAGCUGGAAGAAGAAUUAGAUGAAGCAGUGGAGAGAAGCCUGAAGAGUAUACUGAGCAAGAACUAGAGCUGUUCUGCAUGACAGUGUCUUUCCUUUCCCAGAUCGUUCUAUUCACCUUUCUACUAUCCAGACCUCUGUGUUAGACAUAUAACAAUGAUCGUCUCUGUAGCCAAAUGAUCACCUUCUUGAUUUUGAAGUCUUAAAUAUUGUCAAUAAUUAUUUUAAUCACCACCAAAGCAAUCAUUUUUUUACUCUGAACCACAAAUAUAUUGUCCCCCACCAAAUACUAUGUACAGUUUGUGACUGUAAAUGAUUUUUCUUUUGUGUCAUACAAAUAGGUAAUACCUGUAAACACGCUUAUAGCUAUUCCCUUCAUAUUUUUGUGGUAACUGUUGUUUGUAUUUAAAAAAAAAAAAAAAAAAGAGUGAAUUUUAAUAUUGGCUGUUGGUGAUAAUGGGUGCAUUUUAAAAAAUUAUUGUGAGAGAGGGAAUUUACAAAGAGGUUGGCUGGAGAGGUCUCUGAAUGUCUAACAGCUCCUUUUGAAUGAUAGGUUUUCUGUGGGACUUUCCCCACUGAGUUCAACUGAAAUAGCACUAGACCCUAGAAAAGGAGAUGAUCCAGAGAUGAAGAAAAAUUAUCAGUCCAAUUUUCAGAAACCAGUUUUAGAGUUUUCUUUAGUAUAUACACUUAGACAAUCUACCUGUUAACACUUCAGCCACAGAAUGGUUCUGCAACAAGCAUGCGAUUGGGAAGGCAAGGCAAUGCUAGAGCCAGGUGAUAAAGGGAAGUGCAUUGCAAACAGUCAGGGCAUUCUAGAAGCACAAAUUUCAGGGUGGUUUUUUUUUUUUUUUCUUUUUAAUGUUGUCAAUUUAAAUCAGUUUACCAUCUUGCAGUGGUAUGAGUACAUAGGGAAUGAUCUGUAGGAUUUCUUGCAACCUGUGUGCCAAAGUGCAUCUGCCCACUUCUAUACUUAACGCUCUAUACUACAGCAGCAGAAGAUGCAGCCGUGUCAGCAUUUCCGAUCUCAGACCCCUGUUUUCUGGGGUUUACAGCCUGGCUGUCAGCAAAUUGCUGUGGGAAAUAUGAAAAAUGCAGCUUGAGUCCCCAAACCAUUUUAAUUCAAAUUUCACUUUUAAAAAUAGAGAUUUGUUAUUUUUGUGUUAUACAAAUAUAUUUAAAGGAGAAAAAUAUGCCUAUGUAAUUUAUGUGUAAUGCAAUGUUGGCCUUCUUCGGAAAAUAAAAUAUAGUGCAUUUGGGAAGAUCUGUCAGUAAUUCUUGCUUUUGGUGUCAGUCCCACCUUCACCUUUCACACAUAAGUCAGUCUCUCCUGCCCUGGGGUCCGCUCUGGUUAUUGCCAGAUCACGCUCCCCUCCGUGUGGACUCCUCAAGGUAACAACCACUACAGGUUCCCAGGUAUGAGAGCCCAAACUGAACCUUUGAGAAAUAAAGGGUCUUGGUUCUGCAAGUACUCACAGUAAAAGCAGCAGACCUACUGAAGCACUGGUGUUAAUCAGGUGCUUAAGAUGUCUGCAGGAUCCAAGAUCCACUGCUCAGAGAUCCACUGUUUUAGCAGUGACUGGUUCCAGAGUUUUAUUAUGUAUUUUUAACGUACAGAGUAUUCAUCUAAAGUGUUUUACUAAGAAUUUUCCUGGUUAAUCAGAUGCCCAGUGGCAUAAACAUAGUAUGCAAAUAUUUAUCUAAUAAAUUAAAAAUGUAACCCAAAGGUUAUAUGGUACAUACGUUCACUUAAGAAUGUAUAAUUUCUUGUUACUUCAAGUGAAUAUCCUCCUUCUAUCCUUCCAUCAGGCCUGUUCUUUCCUUUCCAGAUGCAAAUGCAAAAUAAAGAGCUAAACCUACUCACAGUCUAUGUGAAUUAUAUUGUAAACCCUAGACAAGCAGCCUCGUGCUGUUUAGAGGUUCUGCACUACAUGCAGAGGCAGUAGGGUCACACCUGGAUAACACAGGUGUCAGAAGGACAAGAACCAGCCCCUGUGUGGUUUCUGUUUUUGAAGCACUAUUGGUUAUUCGUUCAGAUAUAUUACAGUGUCAGCUGUGUUUACUUUCAGAUUUAAGAAUUAAGCCAAGGACAAGGCAGGUCCACUUCAAACCAUGACCGUGAGGCAUAACCCAAAAGGCUUGGGGACAGGUUUGCUCAUGUCUGUUUGGAAUUGAAGGGCUCACAAUGACAGCAGGAGGUGUUCAGGGAAGGCACCGAGUUCUCAGAAAGAGCAGCAUAUGCAUACCAGAGGGAAGAAUUUACCACAUUUAUGCAUACUCCUGUAAGUCUAAUUGCACAGAACACCCCUGUGGUACCCCUCUGUAUUACAUACAAUAUGUACAGAGUAUGUUACAUACAUUUAGUAUGUUACAUACAUUUGGUCCCUGGAGGUGUUCAAGGCCAGGUUGGAUGGGGUCCUGGGCAACCUGGUCUAGUAAAUGGGGAGGUUGGUGGAGGUUGGUGGCCCUGCCUGGCAGGGGGACUGGAUAUUCAUGAUCCUUGAGGUCCCUUCCAUCCCAGGCCAUUCUGUGAUUCUGUGAUCUGUGAUACAUUUGCUUAUAAAUAUUGAAAGAAUACAAACGGUAUGUAAUGUAUAACACAUACACGCACCUCAUUACCUUUUGUGUGUGACAAAACUGGAAGAUAUUCAUGGCCUUCUGGAAUGUGGAAUAAGAAAAGUCCACGUGGAAAUCUUAGAUUAAUGUGUACAUCCCUUUCCAUUGCAUUCAUGUAAUUUUGCAAUUCUGUUCAAUCAUUAAAUAACUUAUUUAGCAGCAAAAUGCUAUGAUUGAUCAUAUUUUCCUAAUGUUGACAUAAAGUGAAAGAUCACAAUGAGUGAUAAACAGAAAUGGUGAGGUUUGCUAUGGGUACAUCUAAAGCUAUGUGUAUGUACAAUAUAGAGAUCUACUUCACAUUCUUCAGAAUUUUUGCAUCAUGGAAUCACUGAAAAAUAUGUCAAGAAGUUAGACUAAGUUUUUAUGAUACUGCUGAUGGGAAAUGAAGUUAAUUUGUUAGCGUUUAUAAUAAAGGUGAAAUUGACACUCUUGAAACAGGUGAAUAUUGUUUAACCAAAGCCCUGUGAUGAUGUUUUAUAAUCCAAGUGAAAUAAAGAGCUGUUGUAAAUUG